GGUUAGAGAUAAACUCCUAUCUCUGUUUCUAAUGUGAGGUAUUUUCAGUCGAAUUUAUCCACACACUAACCAGACCAUUUUCCCUGCCCAAUCCAGUGAAAUAUUUCAUAGAUUUUCCGACCGAAAAUUAGUAUCUUCUCGUUGUGAUAAAUCAAGUGAAAUGGCAUCAAAGAUAAUUCUUUUACUAUUCUCUCUCUCUGCGUUGCACCUGGAAUACGUUACUGCAAUCCGAUGUUACGAGUGCUCCUCCAGUGACAACAAAUACUGCAAUGAUCCUCCGGAUACGGGUAGUCUGCAACCGGUGGAUUGUGGGAAUGGAGGUGUCUGUACAAAGGAGAUUCUCACGGUGUUUGACAAGACAGUGGUAUCCAGAUGGUGCGGAGAUGCAAAUUUCUGCAAAAAUGUCGAUGAAUCAAUAGCCACUUGUUCCCUCUGUCUCACGGAUCUCUGCAACUCCUCAAGCUUCCUCAAAAGCUCUCAAGCUCUCGUCAUCCUGACUGCCUUUUUGGCCUCUAUCGAGGUACUCAGAAGAAUGUUUGCAGUGUGAUUUUCUAAAUUAUGACUCAUGUUUGUGUGUUCAGUGAUGUUAAAAUACACAGUAAAAAAUUAUUGUUACAAAAAUUUCAACAAAAUUUCAAUAAUGUGUGGUUUUUGUGUAAAAAAAAUUGGGCAUUUUUGAGAAAACCAAAUGUAAAUGAUUUUUAGUAUAUUUUGCUACAUAGGAAAAAAAAAUAAAUGAUUUAUUACGCAAAAUUUCUACAUGAGACUUUCGAAGCAAAAAUCGGCUAUUUUAAUAGGGAAAGUCUUAUACGAUAGAUUGGUUUUACUCUCAACAACUCACAUGUUGGUAGUCUCUAUAUUAUUUACAAAUUUAAUAAAUUAUCAAAUUCGUAUAUAAACUGUCCGAGUCCAAAUUGAAUAAAAUACUUCUGAAAAUUUGGAAUGCAUCAAAA
Molecule: messenger RNA, 953 nt
Organism: Phlebotomus papatasi
Lineage: Eukaryota; Metazoa; Arthropoda; Insecta; Diptera; Psychodidae
Exons: 2
Coding region: 161-547 (128 amino acids)
Biological process (GO): regulation of synaptic transmission, cholinergic; positive regulation of voltage-gated potassium channel activity; sleep
Source: RefSeq, a predicted model, not a curated record